This is a messenger RNA of Acinonyx jubatus (cheetah), 3902 nucleotides long. Its product is annotated as DDB1- and CUL4-associated factor 12-like protein 2. Gene Ontology annotation, molecular function: protein binding. The transcript has a single exon. The record is from RefSeq and is a predicted model, not a curated record. Lineage: Eukaryota; Metazoa; Chordata; Mammalia; Carnivora; Felidae. Gene Ontology annotation, cellular component: Cul4-RING E3 ubiquitin ligase complex. Bases 436 to 1809 code for a protein of 457 amino acids.
CCCCUCACCAGGGGCCCCCUGCUUGGUCCCAGCCGGCGUUCGCUUCGCAGCCGCCCCGCCAGCCGCACUUCCCGCCCUUGCCUAGAUCCACGCCUCAGUUGCCUCACUAGGACGGCGCUCCGCUCCCGUGGGUCCGCGCUCCUCGCCUCCUUUCCCGCCCUCGCGUUGUGGACUCUGUAGGCUCCACGCCCUGCGGUCGCACCCGCCUCUUGGCCCCUGAGAGCACGCGCUCCCCGCUGACGCGGAGGCGCCGCUGUCCCCGCCGCCGCCACGGCCAACACGGGUCCCUCGCGCCGCGGCCGCCGCGGCCGCCGCCGCCGCCGCCGCCGCCGCCGCCGCCGCGCAGCCGAUGCCACUGCCACCGCCGCCGAUGCCACUGCCGCCGCCGAUGCCACUGCCGCCGCCGCCGCCGCGGCCGCUAGUCCGCCGCCCACCAUGGUCCCGCAGCAAACAGGUAGCAGGAAGCGGAAAGCGCCCGCCGAGAGCUCGUCCUCUCAGGGCUCCGCGGCGGACGCAGAAGGGCCGCUGCUGCCUAAGAAGCAGAAGCGGCCGGCGACGCGGCGCUCGCUGGUGCACUACCUCAAGGACCGCGAGGUGGGCGCUCUGGGCGGCGCCUGGCUGUCGGGCUCGAAGGGCGAAUUGCCCGGCUACGCGGUGCAGAAGCUGCCCGAACUCUUGAGGGAGCGCGAGCUGGCCCUGGGCACCCUCAACAAGGUGUUCGCGUCGCAGUGGCUGAACGCCAGGCAGGUCGUGUGCGGCACCAAAUGUAACACCCUCUUCGUGGUGGACGUGCACUCGGGGCAAAUCACACGCAUCCCCCUGAUGCGGGACCGGGGGCCCUGGCUGGCCCGGGCCCAGCCGAGCUGCGGCAUCCACGCCAUCGAGCUGAGUCCCUCCAAGACGCUUCUGGCCACCGGGGGAGAGAACCCCAACAGCCUGGCCGUCUACCAGCUGCCCACCCUGGACCCCGUGUGCCUGGGCGACCGCCACGGCCAUAAGGACUGGAUCUUCACCAUCGCCUGGAUGAGCGAUACAGUGGUUGUGAGCGGCUCCCGCGACGGCACUGUGGCUCUGUGGCAGAUGGACCCCGACAUGUUCAAUGGCAGCAUCUCCUGGCAGAAUGACGCAGGGCUUCCUGUGUACACCCACAUCCGUCCGAGGGACAUGGAGACCAUCCCCAGGUCCAGCACCAGCCCCACUAACCACAAGGUGCGGGCCUUGGCCUUCAGCGGCAAGAACCAGGAGCUGGGAGCCGUGUCCCUGGACGGCUACUUCCACCUGUGGAAAGCCCGGAGCACUCUGUACAGGCUGCUGUCCAUCAGGCUCCCCUACUGCCGUGACAACGUGUGCCUGACUUACUGCGAAGAGUUGUCCCUGUACGCGGUUGGCUCUCAGUCCCAUGUCUCCUUCCUAGAUCCGCGCCAGGGUCACCAAAACAUCAGACCCCUGUGCUCCCGAGACGGCGGCAUGGGCGUGCGCUCGCUGAGUUUCUACCAAUACAUCAUCACCGUGGGCACGGGCCAUGGCUCCCUGCUCUUUUAUGACAUCCGUGCCCAGAAGUUCCUGGAGGAGAGGGCGUCGGGCAGCCCAGACUCCUGUCCUGGGCCCUCAGGAAGGAAGCUCAAGCUCACCUGUGGCAGAGGCUGGCUCAACCACGAUGACCUGUGGGUGAACUACUUUGGUCGUAUAGAUGAUUUCCCCAACGCGCUCUACACCCACUGCUACAACUGGCCUGAGAUGAAGCUUUUCGUGGCUGGAGGGCCUCUCCCUUCAGGCCUCCACGGGAACUAUGCAGGCCUCUGGAGCUAAGGAUGGCCAAUGUGUUCUCAAAGUGCCCAGAUUUACUUUCCAGUCCCCUCUCACUUUCUUCUUCACGCUGUGUUUUGUGCUUUUUAACUCAGUGUGGCAUUUGUCUUCCAGGUUGAAAGUGCCCAAUUUGCCUGUCCUUAGUGUAUGAGAGAGAGGGAGGUGUCCUUCAGGCAAUCAAAACUUGGCUUUAAUACCCUUUUACACCUUUGCAAACCAUCUUUUUGAAUUCACAUUACAAAGAGUUUUGGCUAACUCUUAGUUGUCUUUUUUGAGUUACAUAUUCUCCUUUUUUUUUUUAAUGUUUAUUUAUUUUUGACAGAGAGAGAGAGACAGAGCAUGAGCGGGGGAGGGGCAGAGAGAGAGAGGUAGACACAGAAUGUGAAGCAGGCUCCAGGCUCUGAGCUGUCAGCACAGAGCCGGAUGCUGGGCUCCAACUCACAGUCCGUGAGAUCAUGACAUGAGCCGAAGUCUGACGCUCAACCGACUGAGCCACCCAGGUGCCCCAACAUAUUCUCUCUUUUUAAUGCUAUGCAGUCAUGGUUUUAGAGUUCUGUGUAUUUUCCUUUUCUUUGUUUUCCAUUGUCAGUAUUGCAAUUAUACUGUGUUUAGUUAUUUUUCGUUGCAGAUAGAUGGUAUAUUAAGAACAUGCUUAAAAACAGGGUUUCUAAUCUGUUCUGGAAAGUUAGCCAUCGUUUUAUAAAGCAUUGUUGCAAUUGGAAAAUAUAUUCCAAAUUCUACAUUAUCAACUUUGCAAACAUUCCAUUUGCAAAUUGUAAUCGUAGGUGUUUAUAGUUUCUAAGUUGUUGUUGCUAAACAUACUUUUUAAAAAGUUUUUCUCCUUAAAAAAAAAAGUUGUCAUAGAAUCUUGUCUUCGUACCAAAAUCUCAGUUUGUCAUAACACUUUAAGAAUGCAAGGGUUUUAUUCGUUGAAUGUUCAGAAUUACUCUGAAAACCCAAUUGAUCUUUUUCUCCUUCAAUCCUUAUUUAAUUUUUAAUGACCUGUUGUAAAAUAAACAAAUGUGUAUUUUUUCACUUCUUGCCUUAGUACUAUCAAAAUUUGUGAAUUUAUUUGAAUGCUUGUUGUUUAAAGAACUUGCACAGAGUUGAAGUGCCACCAUUCAACGCAGGGAUUCUAAGUAUAAAAAUGUAGAAUGUAUGGCAGGUUGGGGAGAGUGUAUACCAAUCCAAGAUAUAGACUGGAUAUUUUUGCUGUUGCUGUUUUUAAUACCAAAUAUUAUAUUUCAUUAUAUUUUAAAUUUUCUAAUUCUGAAUAGUUAACACAAGAAAAACUGUAAAGGACAAAAAAAUGAUCCCAGUCCCUACUCCUUCUGAAAAAGAUGCUUAAGUUUAAAGUCCAAAUUAGUAAGAUUUUAUUUUGUGAAUUUCAAAGAUUCUUACCUAAAGUAGAAGAAAUAUAUUAAAAAGUAGUGAUGUUAUAGCCCUCAAUGUAAUAAUAUACUGUUACCAAGGACACAGGAAGUUUGUUUCAAGAAGAUGGUCUGGAGAUUAAAAUAAAUGGGAUUUGGUUGAAGAAAAUUCCUUUGGGAUCAGAUAUAAAUGAUAUUAUGUUAAGAAAAAUAGUUUGUAUUUUUCCAUAUAUGAGAAUAUUGGAAGUGAAAAGGAAGAUUGGCCCUUCCUCAAAACUGGCCAGGUUGUGCUGACCUUGGGUUAGUUUUGUGGCAUGUCUGUUUUUUCUUAAAUGUUUUGGCACUCAGAUGCUGCCUUGGUGUCUGUUCACUACAUGCUGUUCAGUUGCAAAUAUGAACCAAGUAAUACAGUGAAUGGUACUAAAAAUGAAUUAAGAAAUACGGAAAAAAUAAGAUUUUGUUUACAUAGAUUGUCUUAACAGGUUUAUAUAGUUGUUAUAUAGCAAUAAAUUGUAUUUGUGUGCAUGUAUGUGUCUCCAACUCAGUCGUAACUGUUUUGAGAGCAGAGAAUAUAAUUGUCAUCUUUAUAUUCUCUCAUUUCUCUGGUAAUGCCUAACAAAUCAUAGGCAAUCAGUAAAUAUUUACUGAAUGAAUGUAUUUCCCUCUGGAGACCUAAUGUUCAAGACUGUGAAAAAUAAAUAAAUGCAUAAACACAUAAAAAAAGUU